CUCUCUUCUCCUCUCCUGUCCUCUCCUCUCGAGCGAGCGAGCGUCCCUGUCUGUCACUCGAUCGAGGGCCGGGAAGAAGAAGACCGAAUCGAAAGGGAUCGAUGUCGAUCAAGUACUGCGACCAGCACAAGGACUGCGAGCGUCAGCGCCUGUACCGGCGCUGCUGCGCGGCCAUCGUCGCCAUCAUCCUCAUCGUCCUCCUCAUCGUGCUCAUCGUCUGGCUCGUCCUCCGCCCCACCAAGCCGCGCUUCUACCUCAACGACGUCGCUAUAGUCUGCAUCAACGUCACCUCCUCCGCCGCAGGCGCCUCCUACGCCACCUCCUCCUCCUCCUCCUACCUGACGGUGACCAUGCAGGCGACGCUGGCAGCGCGCAACACCAACGACCGGGUGGGCAUAUACUACGACCGCGCCGACGUCUUCGCCGAGUAUCGGGGCAUGCAGAUCACCGUGCCCACGGCGCUCCCCGCCGCGUACCAGGGCCACAUCGACGCCACCGUCUGGUCCCCCUUCCUCUCCGGCGCCAACGUCCCGCUCCCGCCCUACCUCGGCGUGGCGCUGACGCAGGACGAGACGGCGGGGUACCUGCUCGUCACCAUCCGGGUGGACGGGUGGAUACGGUGGAAGGCGGGGGCGUUCAUCACCAGCCACUACCACCUCAGGGUCAGGUGCCCCGCGCUGCUCACCGUCAACGACGGACAGGGGAGCUACGGCUCCAACUCCGGCGGGGGACUCGGAUACUUCAAGUUCCAGCGCGCCGCAGGCUGCGUCGUCGAUGUCUGAGUAAUCCAUCCAUCCAUGGAGGCUCGGUGCAGUGCAGUACGAUACAGUGCAGUCGCAGUGUGCUCCCGGCAUCUAUCCAUGCUCAAUUUGGUUAGUUUGAUUUGUCAUCCGUAAAAGCCCGGUCGAAACUUCUUUGGGUCUGGGCCGGGUCGGGCUCAGCCCGGCUCGGAAACUAGUUAAGCACAAUUUGGUAUAUAAAUAGGAGCAUAUAUAUAGAGAGAGAGAGGAGCGCGAGAAAUAAUUUGACCUUUUUUGGUUUAGUUUUGAUGUUUGUGUGUCUGGGGGUUUGUUGGUUAAUUUGAGUAGAAGGGAAAAGAUGGCAUCCAUCGCUCAAAGGGGAAGAGCUUGAGUGCAUCUUCCUACCUUAGUAGUGCAAAUUAUAUAUAUAUAUAUAUAUAUGGAUGGUGAUCGAUGGUGGUGCCUAUAUAUAUUUUUCAUAUCUCCAUGUACAGAGGGAGGGAGAGAGAUUUAUCAGGAAUUCAAAAGUAGUGUACGUGCA
This is a messenger RNA of Phragmites australis (common reed), 1281 nucleotides long. RefSeq names its product NDR1/HIN1-like protein 1. Bases 102 to 782 code for a protein of 226 amino acids. The transcript has a single exon. Lineage: Eukaryota; Viridiplantae; Streptophyta; Magnoliopsida; Poales; Poaceae. The record is from RefSeq and is a predicted model, not a curated record. Gene Ontology annotation, biological process: defense response to other organism.